Molecule: messenger RNA, 4535 nt
Organism: Perca fluviatilis (European perch)
Lineage: Eukaryota; Metazoa; Chordata; Actinopteri; Perciformes; Percidae
Gene: suox
Product: sulfite oxidase
Exons: 5
Coding region: 149-1858 (569 amino acids)
Cellular component (GO): mitochondrion
Molecular function (GO): oxidoreductase activity; heme binding; molybdenum ion binding
Source: RefSeq, a predicted model, not a curated record
UAGAGAGGCUUUGGGUUGCCACAUGACCAGUUGUCUUGAACGCCCCUCGCUCAGUUGGUGAAAGCUGUGCAAGGCAUUUGUUUCGGUUGUGAAUCGUGGCGAGCAUCUGAGUAUAAGCAGGCGACUGACAACAUAAAACAUCAGUGCAAUGCUGCUUCUCAGACGCUGCCACAGCCUGACUCGAUUCGGCCAUCUCAACACUCAAAGGCAUCAAGUGGCACCUGCUGUGGCGUCUUGUGCAGUUCGUCUCUGGAGCAGCAGCAGUGAGGACCAGAGAUGGUACCAGCGUGCCCAUAGGCCCAGCUGGAGACAUGCACUGGCAGGACUGCUGGCUGGUACCGGAGCUGUACUGGUUUAUGGACUCCACCACCACAAGGCUGAGCAGGAAGACACCAUUACAGUUCAAACCUUAGAGAAGACCUCAGCUCUUCCCAUCUUCAGCCAGGAAGAGGUCACUAGUCACCGCUCUCUGGAAGAUGGCGUGUGGGUCACCUACAAAGGUGGCGUCUAUGACAUCACUGAGUUUGUGGCCAUGCAUCCUGGUGGGGAUAAAAUCUUGCUGGCGGCAGGUGGAGCCCUUGAACCCUUCUGGGCACUGUAUGCUGUACACAACCAGGAGCAUGUGCUGGAAAUGCUCUCAGAGUAUAAGGUUGGUGAGCUGAGGGCAGAAGACCUGAAGAAGCAGCAGGCCGUUCAGACAUUGGACCCCUACUCCUCUGACCCCGAGCGUCACCCCGUCCUGCGCGUCAACAACCUCAAGCCCUUCAAUGCUGAGCCGCCUCCUGAAAUCCUCUCUGACAGCUUCAUCACCCCCUCUGCUAUCUUCUUCAAAAGAAACCACCUGCCAGUUCCUCGGGUGGACCCGGCUUCAUAUCAGCUGCACGUAGAGGGACUACCUGGAGUGCUGACGCUGUCUUUGGAAGACUUAAAGACUCGAUUCCCCAAACACACUGUCACCGCCACGCUGCAGUGUGCCGGUAACCGCCGCUCUGAGAUGAAUCAGGUCAAGCAGGUGAAAGGACUGAACUGGGGCAUUGCUGCGAUCAGUAAUGCUACAUGGGGCGGUGCGAGGCUCAGGGAUGUGCUGCUGGCUGCUGGCUACGGGCCCGAAGUGGCCCAGCGGGCUUUCCAUGUUCAAUUUGAAGGACUGGACAAAGACAUAACCGGGACUACCUACGGUGCCUCCAUCCCUCUAAACAAGGCAGUUAGCGAGGAAGGUGAUGUGUUGCUGGCUUAUGAAAUGAAUGGCGAGGAUCUCCCUGCUGACCACGGCUACCCCGUCCGCGUUGUGGUGCCAGGCACGGUGGGUGCACGCAAUGUUAAAUGGCUGGGGAAGAUCAUUGUGAGUGCGGAAGAAAGCAGCAGCCACUGGCAGCAGAAUGACUACAAGGGUUUCUCCCCCGGGACGGACUGGGACACAGUGGACUUCAAGUCUGCUCCGGCCAUCCAAGAGCUGCCCAUUCAGUCAGCCAUUACCACGCCGGCAGACGGUGCUGUGGUCAAUCGCAGUUUGGAAGAGGUGACGGUGAAGGGUUACGCCUGGAGUGGCGGAGGCAGAGAGGUGGUACGCGUAGAUGUUUCUAUGGAUGGAGGAAAGACGUGGCAGGUGGCCCAGCUGAGGAGCAGUGAGAAGGGACAAGCACCUGAACCCUCUCCCCCACCGGGACGAGCCUGGGCCUGGAAGCUGUGGGAGCUAACGGCGCCUCUUCCUCCCGAGGCUCAGGAGUUGGAGAUAGUUUGCAAGGCGGUUGACAACAGUUACAACAUGCAGCCGGACACAGUUCCUCCCAUCUGGAAUCUGAGGGGCGUGCUGAGUAACGCCUGGCACAGAGUGAAGGUGAACAUCCGAGAAGAUUAGAGCGAGGAAUAGACUCCGUGGGUUGAUCCACAUUCAGAAUUCAAAAGGUUUACGCCUGAAGCCGAGUCAUCAGAGAGUAGACGUUGUUUAAAAUCUGCCACUGAGACUAAGCAGAAAAUACAGCAGGAUUUGAAGCAAUCAUGUUGCCUGUGAGAUUUGAGAUACCUAGAACAAAGCUAAAGGCUGUAAAUAACCAAAAUAUGUCCAGUUUUUAUCUUGUGAUCAUUACACUACACUACAUGUGAGCCUGUUAAUUCUCUGAUUUGUAGAAAAGAAAAAAUAUAUUAUUAAUAUAUAUAUUAUUAUAUAUUUUUGUAAUCGGGAUUGACAGUCCUAAUGCUGAAGAUGUGCACAUUAUAUUAAAAUUGUUGAAUUAAUUGUGUGAUUAACAUGCAUCAUAAUUAAAAACCCUAAUUUUAAGUCAUAUGCAAUCUAAUUGAUAUGUAGAGAAGUUUAUUAUGUAGUCAUUACUUUAAGAAAAGGCUACUACAAUUGCAUGCAUUGUUCACUUUACUAGUUCCAGUCUGAGCAACCGGAGUUUACUCAGACUGGAACUUGGAAGUUUAAACAAAACCUAGCAUUUGUUUAUCUGCAGCUGUGGCUUUGCUGAUUAAUAAUAUUUUAUAAGUGAUACGAUAAUUAAAAAAAACUUUUGAUUAGCUUAAAGGAGCUUACUAGCUUGGUUUGUAAAUCAUAGGUGAAUUGUGACCCUCGCCAUGCAGUUUGUGGAGCUGCCCCCCCCCCCCCAACUGUUUUAAAGUUGGUAUAAAGUAGCACACCUCACUAUCAUGUCCAGCCGCAGUUCUACCACAACACUACAGCACACUGCAGAAGUCAGGGCACUGCUUGACCACAGUUGUGACUACACUGUGUUUUGUGUCAAAUGUAAAUUAUUGUUGAAGAUGAUAAAGAGCUCUAAUUUUACACUGACAAGUGUCCGUGCCAUACAGCACUUCUUAGAUUAGAGGAAAUGAGAAGUAGUUUUAAGUAGAUUUAAAGACAUUUGCUAAACAUAACCCCACCUUGCUGUGUUGCUCAGCUUUGCAGCGCUUACGUUUUUCCACUCACUGUGAUUAAAUACGUCAACUGGAGAUCCCGACUGGCAGGCAAACUACAGUUUUUAUAUUUAAUGAAAGACAAUUUCAUUUAACAGAUUUAUUUUUCUUCAAGGGUAAUAGGAAAAAAUGCAUUAAGAGUAUUACUAAUUGUAAAAAAUAAAGUAUAUUUAAUUAACAGUAGUAUUUUCUUUACUGUUAGAAUAUAAUUGUAUGCACCCACUGACAUUGAUUUUUUUCAAAAGAGAAAUCCUCAACAGAGAGGUUUCUAGCUCCAUAUUAACUUACAGUGUGCAUAUCUACAGUAUGGUUAACAUUUCAAUUCCCCUUUUGUAUAAACUAAAAAAACUGCACUGGACUUUUUCACAUUUUUAUUCAUCUUCAAUUGUGUUUGUGGUUUGCUUACUGUGAACUCUUGGAAGUGCCACUUCAGGGAAAUAGUUCAAAGCCCCACAGUAUAAAUUAGGUUACAUACAAGAUGACAUCACUUUCACAUGUUGGUGAUAGAUUUGGUUGUUUUGAAAGCUGAAGUUUUCUUUGCUAAAAUUCAGUAGCUGUCAGCAUCAGAUCAAGAUGCAGUUGCUGACUCCUCUGAAAUCCUAAAAAUAAAAAGAAAGCUGUAACAGUUCUUACCAUAUUUUAUAAAUUACGUAAAUCUUCUCCUGCUGCUGCUGCUUCCCCAAAGUGGUAACCGAGGAAACAGGAUACAAAGUGACUCCGACAGCCUUCUGAAAAAAGAUGUUGCAGCUGGCAGGAAGGUGAACAGGGCCAAGGAGUCCAGGGGAGGACAGGAUAAUGUAAAAGAUUAGAUGUCAGGGCAAACAAUAAUUAGAGAUAUAAAAGAAUGCAAUACAAUUUUGAUGAAAUAUAUAGUCUAAUUAACCUGAGUAGUCCAAAACUACACUUAAUUAUCCUGCAUUCAAGUCACAAUCCAUAAUUUGUGUGAUUUCUUAAUGAACGUAUGAACUGGGAGUCAUGAUGUUGUCACGAUGAGUGGCCUUGGCCUUUUGUCCUGAAUAGGAUUAAACGAUGCUCUUGGCACGUUGUUUUUUUAUAUAAUUAAACCAGAUAUGUUCCGGGAUUUCAAUGCUGUGGGACUCAUUUGUUUAUGAGUGUCCCGGGGCUGCUGACCUAUCGGGGAAGUUGGUUUGGCAAUCAUGUUUGUCAUAAACUUUUCAUUCUGAUGUGUCUAUGAGUCAUAAAUGACUAAAAUUGCGCUAAGCUGUAUUGCGGCGAACGGAUAAAGAAAACACAUGUAUAUGGUUCUGCAGUCGACGCAGACUGUGAGAAUGUUUGUGUUCUGUUGGUUCCAGGCUCCUGAGUCCUGACGCUGCUAUGUGUGUAGUGGAGUGCAACAUGCACUACUCACAAUGUCUUAGGAGAAAUGACAGAAAGCGGAAGGAAAGCAGAGUCAGAUAAAUGUCCACUCACUUUAGUAGAAGAUGAGACAUUACACAUUUGUGGUAUCAAACUGGAUCAUUUGGACCAAAUGUUCUACAGUCUCUGCUCACCCUUUGUUGGAUCAAACAUAUACAGUAUUAUGCUGCUGUGUGAUGUUCUGGAUAUACAGACCGCUAGUUUAGGUGUCAAAAGCAGCCUUGUUCAUAAAAGCCUAUACUGUA